UGAGUCAUCAGACAGUCUACGAAUUUGAAAAAUCAUACUAGCAAUUAGUGAACUUUAGCCCUGGGUCUGAUUCAACGCUCUAACCAUUUUCAACUAAAUGGAACUAUUUAAAGCAGACGCUAAAAAAACUCAUGAUGAUAGUCUGGCUGCGGUCUGGGUGUUUCAUACAAAUACAGUAUACAUUCACCUGGGAAAAAAUGUGGUGUAAUCUUACAACACAUUAGUAUACCUACUUAAACCCAAAUUAGGCUUAAUUUGCCGGCAAUAUAAAAAGCAGUUCGCCCAUUAUGGGAUCAAUAGUAAAAGAAGCAGCCAAAAAUGGUGGUACCAACAUUUGAUUUAUUAGGAGGAUACAAAAUCCCCGUUGUGGGCCUUGGCACAUGGCAAUGCAACAAUGAAAAAGAGUUGGAAGACGCGUUGAAUGCAGCCUUGGAAAACGGGUAUCGGCACAUCGAUACGGCCUAUCUUUACGAAAACGAGCACAUCAUUGGCAGAGUGCUUAAGGAAUGGUUCACCUCCGGAAAACUCAAAAGGGAGGACGUUUUCAUUACCACCAAACUUCCCAUGGAGGGUAUUCAUCCCGACCGAGUGGAGCCGUUUUUAAAAAAAUCCCUAGAAAAUCUGCAACUGGACUACCUGGAUCUUUAUUUGAUUCAUUUUCCCGUUGGAAUCACGCAGAGGAAAAACCCUAGCGACUCUUUGCACACCAUUCCUACGGAUCACAUCGCCAUAUGGAAGAAAUUCGAACAGCAGGUCGAUGCGGGACGCGCGAGAAGUAUCGGAAUAUCGAAUUUCAACAUAAAACAAGUGGACAGGAUAGUGAAAAAUGCCCGCAUCAAGCCAGCCUCGCUGCAGAUUGAAAACCACAUUUUCCUCCAACAAGCAGAAUUGGUGAAGUUUGCUCAAGACCAGGGAAUUGUCGUUGUGGCCUACUCCCCAUUGGGCAGCCCCGCAUAUGGGAAUUAUGUGGCUACCUUGGGGAUAACUGCCAAACCAACUCCAAGCAUCCUCAACCACCCAAAAGUGAACGAGAUUGCAAAGAAGCACGGAAAAACCGCCGCACAUGUCGCCUUGCGGUUCCAAAUUCAGCGCAAAAUCGCCGUGAUACCGAAGAGCGUUACGGCCAACCGGGUCCAGGCAAAUAUCAAUCUUUUCGAUUUUACUCUGGAUGACCAGGACAUGAAGGCUUUAAGGCAGCUGGACAUUGGCGAAGCUUGUCGAGUCUGCGACUUCAAGUUCGUGAAAGUAUCUUCUGAUCAUCCCGAAUGGCCAUUUCCCCAGUAAGAUCUGAAACAACUUGAAUCUACGUUGACUAGAAAUCGACGUUUAUUGCUAAAAAACAUUUUAUCACA
This is a messenger RNA of Dendroctonus ponderosae (mountain pine beetle), 1352 nucleotides long. Its product is annotated as aldo-keto reductase family 1 member B7. Gene Ontology annotation, molecular function: aldose reductase (NADPH) activity. Gene Ontology annotation, cellular component: cytosol. Bases 319 to 1284 code for a protein of 321 amino acids. The transcript is spliced from 7 exons. Lineage: Eukaryota; Metazoa; Arthropoda; Insecta; Coleoptera; Curculionidae. The record is from RefSeq and is a predicted model, not a curated record.